Molecule: messenger RNA, 7262 nt
Organism: Bombus impatiens (common eastern bumble bee)
Lineage: Eukaryota; Metazoa; Arthropoda; Insecta; Hymenoptera; Apidae
Product: ataxin-7-like protein 1
Exons: 6
Coding region: 46-1791 (581 amino acids)
Source: RefSeq, a predicted model, not a curated record
GAGAAAUCGCAUCGUGUUUCAUUCACAACGCGAGCGCCACUGGCAAUGUCGGGAAGUGACAGCCCAACAUUCUUUCACGGCCAGCCCUGGUCCAGCUGGAUCGAAAAAAUCGGACGAGACAAACCGUUGAGCGAUGAAGAACCGGAUGCUCAACUUACUAGUUCUGUUACGAGACUUUCAGCUGAAGACAUCGAUUUAUAUGGAUUUUGUCCUGAAAGGGAUGCUUUUUACACGGUAGUAUGUGAAACCUGUCAUGCAAUAGUCAAACCACAGGCUCUCAUUCAACAUAUGGAAAGUCGCCAUCCUUCUGGUACUGUCAAUUUUCCACCUCCCUCCACUCCAGUCGUAAAAACUCCUCUGAAGACGCCCUAUUGCAAGGUGUCGAAACUGAAAAAGACGCAGUCAUCGCCUCAGAUCUCAAAUAGCGGGAGCAAUAAGAUCAAUCACACGAACGUGAAACGGAGCACGGAACAGCCAAGCAUCUCAACGAACUUGUCAUCUUCAUCGAUACCGAUCUCAUCGUCGCCUCGAUCGCCUCUUGAGUCGUUACCAUCGUCUGUUCAAACAUCGAACUCUGGAUCAGGAACUGUAAUUAGCUCGAGUCCUGUAAAAAGCCCUGGCACAGCGACCGGUCAACCUCGUCGGAAGAGACUCAAAACCGAUCGGUCGUUGCUCAAAGAUCGAGAGUACGACCCAGAUCGACAUUGUGGAGUGUGGAACGAGGAAACAGGCAAGCCUUGCACCAGGUCGCUUACGUGCAAAGCGCAUACGGUUUCGUUGCGGCGGACAGUCAUCGGUCGGAGUAAAACCUUUGACAAACUCCUCGCGGAGCAUCGUGCCUCGAAGGAAGUUCCGAACAGGCCGACAAAAGUGACUGUGACCGGUACGGUGACCGUGUCCUCUGGGACCUCGAACUUGAACCCCUUAACGCCCACCAACCCCGCCCUGACCAUCGAAGCGGAAACCCCCAGCUCACCACCCGUUUUAUCGCUGCCAGACACAUAUCCACUGCCAAAGGCUGUUGAUUUGCUUUAUCGGUGUCUGGCCCCGCAUGGCUCCACUAAACCUACCAAGCUCGAAGAGGACUUCGUCAACGAGGAGCUGAGGAGUCUGGAAUCGUCGCUAGUGAACUCGACCGGUUCGACGCAAUCGAGCUCGAUGAUGGCGCCGAUAUCCGUGGUGUUGCCAUCGCUGUCACCGUUACCGGCUAAUAACGAGGAAUCGUCGUCAUCGGUCGCCACGCUGAUACCGAGCACAGCAUCCCCAGCUAUACCGGUGCCAGCAUCACUGCCAGCCACGUGUACGCAACCGCCGUUGGUCACGACGGUUCUCGAGGCUGAAACACCUAUGGACAUCGAUCCAGAAGCGGCAAUGACCAUCUAUUCCCCUGUAUACCAAGAUAAAUCCAAAUUGCUGGUCGAAAUACCACGUUCAAACAAUAUCGUCCACUCUCCUAUAUCAUCUAUGCCCAGUCUCUUAUUCGAAUCUAUGGAUCAACUCGAACAGCUCGAACAGUUGGAACAGCAACACGCGACUCAGAUCAAUGGAAAGAGACUGAAUCACGUGACUCAUUCGAGUCCUGUUACGCAAUUACAGUCAAAGAGGACCAAACACGAGUACCAUCAACAGGACCUGUCCACGGCGAUACAGGUUGAGGCUACGACCACUUCCUCGCCUUAUCCUCAUUUCGGGGAUAUAUCUUGGUCGAACUGUCACCCGGAGCCACUGGCUGUCAGUCGGUGGCUUCGUAUUUCGUCCAGCCGUAAGCAGUACAACUUUAAUAUUCACUGACAUAAGACCCCACCCACUCCAGGCUGAGGACUGUACGCCAUGGGCGUUUGUCUACCUCCUCUUUUUUUCGAGAUCCUUUUUUUCAUGGUCGUCCUCGUCGCCGUCGUCGUUGAUGGUCUAAGUCUGAAGCCUGUCGAGAAGGGGACAAGUCUUGAUGUGCGGUGAACUUCGAUGUGUUGAGCAUGCGCACGACGGAAAGAAAGACACGUGAGCAAUUAAUUGGUUAUACGUGGAAUCGAAAUGAUAACGAUAUAUGUGUUUUUGCAUGCUUCGUUCUCCCUGCCGAAAUGAAACAUCUCGAACAGGAACAUACGAUAGUUACAAAUUUACGGUCCUUUCACUCUGUACAACAAUGUCGGUCUCUAUUCCGCCAGGCGACGAUCGUUUCCUUUGAAACAACAAACCAUCAUCAUCGGAGAUUCAUAGGCAGGUUAAUCGCAUUAUCACUUUAGGGGAUAUACGCGUACAACUGGAACAAACGAGAUUCCGCGUAUGAAAACAGAAGCACGUAUCGAAUUUUCUUCUUUCUUGUCUUUCGAUACUUACUUUGCAACCAUUUCUACGAUACUAUAGAGACUGAUUAAGGAAGAACCACAUAUUGCGGACGUGAUUCGUCGGAUUUACGAAAUCGCUGACUAACGUUCCUGGUACAUUAUCAUUAUCUUCUUUGAACUGUUGUUUCAAGAGGCCAGAUGGAAAACGAAAUAGCAUCUCGUAUCUCGCAACGAUGCUUCUGUUUUGAUAUUUGUACUUUCCACAGAAGAACGUACGAAUCACCGAGUGAUGCAACAAUAGCAACGCCAGCCUCAUCGUCAAGUAUUAAAUUGGCAAUAGGUAGAUAUUAUAGAACAUUGACUGAAAUACAUAUGAGUAUGAUGGUUUUUUUCACAAAAUUCAUUUUUUUGUUCCGAAAAUCGUUGCAACAUCUCUCGCGGAGCAGGCCGAUAUAUAGAUUCGAUUCUAAUCGCUGUGUCCUGACGGCGCGGCAGUUCGCUCGAAACAAAAAAGAAAGGAGGAAGAAAUAAUAAAAAAAAAAAGGAAACAGUGUGAAAACGGACGCGUUUGAAAUAAGUCACACUGUCCGUGUUUGCCUGUUAAAAAUAGAGGUUUUCAGUGAGGAGAGAAGCGACGAUGAUAAUAAGUGAAAUGAAACUACAUCGAAUUUUAGGCGAUUAUCCUGUGUGUGUUUGUGCGCUUGUAAAAAGGAUAAAGGAUUACGUGACCAAGCAACAGAUACAAAAAGAAAGAAACUUUCUUUUCUUUCUACAGGAAGUUUAACAAACGGAUUUUAGUAGAAAGAGUAGCUACUAAAAAAGUAGCUUCAAUAAGCAGUGUUUGUUAAUUUUUUCUUGUUCUUCUUUUUUCUUCUUUUAGGAGAUGCCGCUGAGUGGCAUUUAAAAUUUCAGCUCAGAAUUUUUUUGUAAAUAAUCAAUUUGACGGAUCAAAUAAUCAUUUACGGCUAGCUAUCCUCUUGUAAAUACGUUGAAUAAAAAAAUGUAAAACGUAGUUAGUCGUAACACGGAGCGGCCGAUCAUCGAACUAUCUUGCGCGUAGAAUUUCGACUUAUUUUCCAAUUAAAUUGCGGUUCGCGUACAGAGGGUCUCAUCUUGUACAUACAUAGAUCAUAGUAUACAUUUAUACAUAUAUAUAUUUUUUUUAUCGAUCACGAUCUCUUCAACGUUUUUACGUAUAUACAUAUAUACAUAUAUACAUAUACGACCUCACUACCUACCAUCAUCAAUAUUUCCUUUAUAUCUCUUCUUAUUUGUAUCUUCUUUAUUAUUUUGUUUUCUUCUUUUUUGUUCUUCUCUUUAUUCUAUUUUUUCUUAGUCUUCUCUGCUUCGCUCUGUUCUCGUACGUAUGUAUAUUCUAUUGCACAAUUGUGUACAUCGUGUAACGCAUUUAUCCAAUGAUUUCGGUUUAAUGCCACGAUUUCUAUUUUUUUUUACAAAAAAUAGAAAAAUUCGACGGAUAAAUCGUGUGUGCGGAUUUCGUUUAAUCGGUGAAGGAAUUUUCACUGGAUCGUAGGCAACGACAACAGCACACGUAGCGAAAAUUUCGUUCAGGCAAUCUUUAGCUUCUUGUAAGCUCGUACGAAAUUUUUAAAGGGAGAUUCGAUGAGUCUUUCAGUCGAGUUAUGGCUGAUGAUUUUAGCAAAGCCGUACACAUUGUCCCGAAUAUAGUAGAUAAACCUUUCAUCACCAACCACCAUUCACUAUUAUCCCACCCGAGACAAUUUAUUUUUGUAAAACUGUCGGUUCUAAUUUGCGUCGUGGCGCUAUGUCGGUUUUUCCAGCAUGGCGCGUAUGGUGGCGUAUAUCUAUGCAUAUAUUUACGGACUUCUUAUCAUAGAUUGUGAUAUUUAACUAAUUAACGAUUAGUCAAGAUUAUUCUAAAUCGUGCGCAUGCGUUAGUGAAUGAAAGAGUAACGACAGAUAGGUGGCCAAAUUAGGAAUGGUAUAGAAAGGAAUGUGAAGUCCACGGAUGAAAAUGAUGAUAAGUCACGUUUCCCGACUUUUGUAGGAGAGCAAUUAUUCAAAAUUCACUACCAUCCAAGCUAUCUUUUCGUUUGAUUUUGGACUUAAACGCGUGCCUUUAUCACUCUUGAUCGUUUGAAAGAUAUCAAUAAGUUUUAAUUAUACAAUUCUCACAAAUAUCUUCGACUCUCUCAGGUUACCAUACCAAAAUACUUGCGUUUCAACUACUUCGUAUGAAAAUAGUUCUUUCUAGAAGUCAGAAGAUGAGGAAAUACAAACUUAUUAUAAUUUUCCCUCGUGUACUUCAAAUAGGACGUAACGAUUGCCGCUGAUCUCCGAAGAGGAAACGUUAGGCGAAAAAGGAAAAGAAAAAAAAAAUGAAACGUUUGCGCUUAGUUCGGCUACAAUUUUCGCUAUAGAUGAAUAAAUUCGCUCUGUGUAUCGUGUUUGUAGCGUUUCGAGGUUUUAUCUCGUUGAGUUUUUUCCGCUUUUUCCACGUGUAUGAGCUGAUUCGUAAAUUAUUUCGUUUCAUCGACGAAUGUAGCGAGAAACGGGGAAAAGAAAGAACGGAAGAAAGUAAAUAAAGGAGAGGGAGUAUAUAAGACGACGAAUAGAUAGAGCAAAUGGGAAAACGGGAGAUAGGGAGAAAAUUAAUAUAGCAAAUAGGGGGGAAUAUGACGUAGAUGUACGUCAUGUCGAGCCGACGAAGAGACGUUGAUUUUUUUCGUUACCGCGCAGUAUAAAUAAUACAAAUGCUAACGAUGUUAUUAUUACUGCUAUUAUUCGAAGAAGAGAACACGUGGGGACAUGUCGGUCUGGUAUUGUCCCGUUCGUUUUAUGUAAAUCGAACUUGGACAACGAUCGAUCGAUGGAGCAGCUCGUUGUGUGCAAGGUAUACACUUUCUCAUCGACCAUAUAAACGAACAUCGCCUUACGAUUCUAGCCAUAAACUUCGCCUUAAGGAUUCAUUAGCGAUCAUAGUAGCGAUUAGCGUGGGUUUCUGUGAAAAAUAUAUUCUCGGGCGAGAUUCAUCGAUCGAUCGUUCGAUGUAAAAAAGAAAAAUAGAGAAUUUAAGAAAAGAAAAGAAAUACUAUUAGCAAUAAAUUAUCGUUCGAUAUCGGACAAAUACGAGGACGAGAGGAAAACUCGUGAACGGACCGACAUGACCAAAUCGUUUCUAAUCGUCGAUUUACUGAUCUUCUCGGCUACCUGAAACCGUGAUAAUUUGUACAUAAAUCGCGUAAGCAAUUACCCAUGUACCUAUGGUAUCAAUGAAAUCUAUAUAGGUAUAUAUUAUAUAUAUACAUAUAUAAAUCUAUAAUAUAAAAAUAAUUCUAUUGACAAGUUGAAGAGAAGAAUGUUAGUGAAAAAUCGCAAACGUCGAAAUGCUGUUAGUCCGCUCGUUUCCGAGUGUACCUUAAACGCUGUAUAAUUCGAGAACAAAAGAAGAUAAGUAACUUAACGUAGAUCGUAUAUUUAACGAUACACGUGUACGUAUAGCGUGUAAUUAUCUCCUGUACAUAACAAGUGCCCUGUGCAUGUUUGUGGCGCACGAAAUGCUGCGUGCAUGCGCGAAAUAUGUAUGAUCUUUUUUAGACUAUUACUACUACCAACUACGUACCACACGUUAGUGUUCAUCGAUCGAUGUUAUUUCGCGCGAGCUUCGAGUAAGUUUCGAGCGGUCCGAGGUUAUAAACACGAUUGACCCGAGCAACAGCACUUUUCUUCAAAAGAAAUGAAAGUCGGUAAUCAACGGCAACAACCCUUGUUAAAACAGUGUUACAUGUCGAGAAAGAAACGGAGAGAAAACAAAAAAAAAAAAAAAUAAUGCUAUUCAUCAGACACGAUCUCUAAGAUUUUCUACAAAGUAGAAGAAAUUCUGAUCACGAUCGUUGGAAAGUGUGGUUGGCGAUCGUUCGAAUGAAAUUCGAUUUUUCUAAGACGAUGAAAAGAAAAAAGAAAACUCGUAAAGCAAUAAUACAUAGUCCAUGAUUAAGAGAAUGCACAGCAAUAAUAUUAAUUUCAUUAUUACCGUAAUAUAAAGGUUAAGAGACGUGUUGUACACGUUCGUGAGGAACACUUUCGUCUCGUACGAACAAUUUGCUCGAUUUCCGGCGAGUUUGAACACACGGCUAAAAAGUGUCAGAGGAUUUUUCUAUCUCGGUGCUGUUACUCACUGCGCAUCAUUUAACAAUCGAACUUCUCGUACAUUGUUUAAAAUCUACGAGAAAUAUGUAAUUCAUCUUUCUUUCUCUUUUUUUUUUUUUUUUUUUUUUUUUUUUUUUUUAUUUUUUUUAAUUGGAACGUUCCAUAUGUCGUAUCACUUUUAUUAUUGCUUUUCUUCCUCGACGAUAUAGAAACAGAAGACUUUACUACGUUCGAUCGAUCGUUGGACGAUUUAAUUAAGUUCUUUUUUCUUGCUCUUUCCUCUUUCGUUCCGAUGAAAUCGAACCUUCCGGACAGUGUGGAACACGCGUCUAGUAUGUUCGUUUCGCUCGUCAGAUUUCAGUAGAAAUUUAAAGGAAUCCGCGUGAAACUGCGGUGCACCAGACAUUUCGUGGCUCGCAUAAGACUGAGUACGCUUAAAACGAAGGAAGAGAUGAAUUGUACGUUUGCGGCAUGUUUAAAAGAAAUUGACCGAUUUACGAAUAGAAAAGAAAUAAAAAUGAAAUUUUUAGUCGGCUUAGGAUAUUGUUGCGAAUUUUCGUCUCUUUUAAUUUAUAGUUUAGGAAAAGAAGAAAUGAAAAUGGAAGGAAGAGUGCGAGAGAAAGAAUGAGAGAGAGGGAGAGAGAGAGAGAGAGAGAGAGAGAAAAAGAAUUAUACGGUAGAUUCGAACUGUUUUGCAUGACCUGUUCCGAAUCACCCUGUGUACGUUCAGGAGCGUCAGAACUAUGAUUCUGCUUUUUUUCUUUGUUCCGUGUACAAAACGACGCGUGCGUUAAUAUACGUUCGCUCGUCGUCUCAGAGCACUGUAAUUUCACGCGGAGGAGAAGA